ACCUGAGCCUCAACUCUCGCGGCCCGGUACCAAACGACUCACGGACCGGUACCGGUCCGAGGCCCGGGGGUUGGGGACCGCUGCUCUGGAGUGAAAGGGUGGGGGAGGGCGUGCUUGUAUCACCCUGGUUAGGUGCACGUGAGCUGGGGUUUUCCUACAGGUUAUACUGGAGGUCCUGAGACGCAGUGUUGAUUAUGUCUCUUAGCUGGCGUGGGAAAGUCUCUGUGUCCUUCCAGAAGAGUCUGUGGGAUAUUUUGUGACGACAUCCAGCAGUGAUGGAGGCUGUUUAUAAUGAAGUGUGAUGAUAUACAAUAAAUAAAAACACAGUAUUUACCCACAGGAGCUGUGUGAAUCCUGAGUGUGUUUUCAACAUGCUAACUAUGCUAAAUCUUUGAUCACUGUUGUGCAUGUUUCUCAUCUUUAAUAAUCAAACCUAGAAGUGAAAGGACAGCCUCUGAAAUAUGAGAACUGUGUUUAAAACUGUCUGUAAUUCUAAAACGGUUCAGACUUAAGCUGCUCAGCAGGCGUCUCUUAAGUAAUGAGGCGGCUCAGCUGCUGCGUCAGCCUCUUAUAACUGUCCACAUUACAAAAACUUGCAGGGACGACUCUUUGGGCCACGAGUCGCUGCUCGUUUGAACACCUUUGUCAGACAAACAGCAGCAAAGUGAGAGACAGCAGCAGGCCACACAGCUCCACAGCUGUGGAUGAUUCAGGACACAAAGCACCUGUGGAUCUUUUCUCGCCUGCUGAGGUCCUAAUUAAACACAGCGUUCAGGUUUACAUGUUUUCUGUGGGGUGAGCGGUGUGCAAUGCAACAAAAAGAAAAUGACGACCACACGACCCUGCUGUGAGAGUCUAAUCCUGCUGACUCCACUUCAGGCUGCAGCUGGUCUGACUCAGUGUUCCUGGUCCUGGUUUAAGUGACCGUUCAGGUCUCAACAUCUGCAGAGCAGGUAAAGGCUGAUGUUAGAGUCCAGCAGCAGGAUGAGAUCCUUCCUUGGAAGCAGCUGAGUGUUGAGAUUAUGUUUAUGUAAACCAGCUGAAGGUAAAACAGUGUUCAGUUUGAGGGUGACCUUGGGGUCCUUAGGGACUAGUAGAGCUCUAUACAAAUAUAGGCCAUUUACCAUAAACUGCACAUGCUUACAGCCACCACUGCCGCUGUGCACUCCUGGUAAAUGUGAUGCUGUUCUAUGAAAGCGUUCGUACGCUUUGACUUCUCGUCCAACCGGCUCAACAGACGAAAGCAUAAAAAGAGUCAUUGUUUAUGUUUCUGCUUCCAGCUGCCUGCCAGCUGUGGUUUUCAUAACAGGAAAUAUCAAAGUUAUAAAAGGUUUAAUGCACUGAGUGCUGUCACACUGAGUGCUGUCACACUGAGGGCUGUCACACUGAGUGCUGUCACACUGAGGGCUGUCACACUGAUGCGACACGCAGACACUUGACAUGUUAACCACGUACUGGAUUUGACAAUCUGACACUCACUGGUAACUCUUUCAUUUUCAGAUGAAUUUACAAGGACAACAACCCGUGAACCUUUUUGCUGCCUCACUAACUGCGAGGUUUGAUUUUCCAGCAGUGGAAGUCAAUACUGACACUAAUGAACUCACUGAAAAUCCUCAUAAGAUGCAAGAGAACAGGACGGGAAUCUUUAAGGGUCUCAUCGUCGCUUGACUAAAGAUUUUCACACAUUUUAUAAAAAGCCAGAGAUUUUUAACACCACAUAACGACUACAACCCUGACUGCACAACGAUGACCCUGAAAUAAUGAAGAUGAUGGUAAUAAUAAUGAAAUGGCUAACCCAGAGUCUGCACCUGAAUUUAAUUGUGAGUCUCGGGGAGAUCAUCGAGGACAAACCCCGGAUACGAACAGGUCUGUAACAUCAGGCGCUGGUGUACUGAAGACCUAAAAUGCUGCCUGUGUGAGCGAACAGAGGUCACUAAAUCUGACCGUGACCUGUUUGGACCCCUCAGGUGAUCAGUGUUUGAUUAAACACACUGAUCAUAAGAGGAGUGAUGCUUGUGAGCUGUGGACAGACAGAUGAUGAGCUUCUCCAUGACAUAAGCUCGGGGAUCACUCAGUCAGGUGAGCAGUUGUUCACAGAUUUACAGAUUUAAUUAUUCAGAUCUACAGCUUGGUGUGUAAUCAGUCAGAUUAAGUCCUCACGUGUAGCACUAACAGCAGGUGUGUUUCAGUCCUACCACGGACGCGUGAAUCAGUGCCGUCAUCUGUGGAAGGUGUGCUGGUCGAGCAGGAAAGGAAGAAGAUGUUCGUGGAAGUUCAUCCAGUCAGUGCCAAGAACUCUGCUGAAACACGUGUAACAGUGCAACACAACGUUUGGAUCUGAUCAUGCCCAGAACUAACAGGUCAGCAGUUACUCAAACCGCACCUGUAAUGCUUCAACAUUUACCGUGCUCACAGCAUAUCCAUUCACUGUGGACCCCUCGCUGAUCAGUGUGGGCUGUAACAGUGACCCCGGGUGCAAAAGGGUGCGUUCACUGGCCUUUUUUCUGGGUUUUCCUAAUCAGCGAACACUGACGUCCAUCCUUUAUCCUGAGCUUAUCUGGGUUAUAACAGCUCUGACUGUCUGUGUAAGCUCAGGUCAGGUCACGAGUUUGAAAUGAAGGGCACGGGACUCCUUUGGGUUCAUCAAGCUGUUUCAUUUUAUCCCGAGUCCCAGGUUUUUAACCCCUAUAGAGGAGAUCUCCCCAUGGAGGGGUUCCUGAGCGUAUGAGACCCAUGCUGGAGGCUAAUGAAUCUAACUGUGGGUAAAAUGAAAAUCAAGGUGGAAUAAAGCCGUGAGUCAUUAAAGAGCUUCAUGAGGAGCAAGAGAAAAGAAGUUGAGCUUCACAAACACAGUGUUUGCUUCACGUUUACUUUGUUGGCAUCUGGUCCCCUGUUAUGUUGCAAGAUAAAUAUGAUGACGCACACUCUUUACAGCAGCCAGGACUGGUUGGCAGCUCCAUCACUGCUGUCUCUCCUGCUUCAACCACCAAACAUCAGCAGAUGUAGUUUGGACUGACAGUUGUUCAGGCUGUAGGCUGUUGUGUAGAUAAACUGAGUCUGCCUCUCUGUGUGUGUCUGUGUUUGCGCUCAUUGUGAUUUAUCUGCUUAUGGCCGUGAGCCCACAGCUCCUGAAGCAGGACCGCGCACGCUUAAAGCCGCCACUCCCACUACGAACUUCUGGGAAAUGUGGCGCAGCUGCUUUGUUUUAUCAGUGAACUGCAGGUCUUUGAAAGUCGAACCUGUUCAUCAGAAAAAGGAUACAAUCGUGUUACUGAGAGCUGCGAUUUCACAGAAAAGUUGUGAUGAAAGUUUUAAUGUGCAUGUGAAUACUUGCUGAGUGAGUCUGCGCUGUUUCUACUUUCAGAGUUAGGUGUCUCUCACACACACACACACACACACACACACACACACACUGACAGUGAAGACUUGUUGGUUCCUGCUGCAGCCUGUGUCCGACCAUCUCGGUGUGCGAGCCUUCCCAGGUCUCAGGUUUUGGUCUCCGGUUUGCAGGAACUGCUCCGACUUUAUUUGGUGCUUUAACUGCAGAGAUUUCACCUCCUAACCAGCUGCUGCCGUUCGGAUCACGGGGAGGAACAGACUAUUCAGCAUCAUGUUUUUAGCGGAGCUUUUAUCUUUGUGCGUCUUUCCUCUGAUGAUGUUUGCAGUAACAGCAGGACAUCAAAACGGGCGAGGAACCGUCGUGGUGGUUGUAUCUGAAGGAAACUACAUCAUCUUGCCGUGCUCGCUCAGCUCCCAGGAGAGCCUCGUACGAACGCACUUUCACUGGAAGAAAGACGAUGAGCGGGAGGUGUUUGUGUACGACGCCGACCUCCAUCAUAAUAACAGACGUUCAGGUCAAGACGAGCACUUCAGAGGACGCGUGUCACACUUUUCAGACCAGCUGAAGUUUGGUAACGCCUCCAUCAUCAUCAGAAACACCACGGUGGCCGACAGUGGCGACUACACCUGUGAUUUUCCAUUUCAUCAGCCGGACAGAGAAACAUUUAACGUCACCCUGGUUGUUGGUGCAGCUCCGAAGCCGUUUGUUGGGAUCCUGAACAUCAGCGAGGACGAGGCGCUGCUGAAGUGUGAGGUCAGAGGAGCUUCUCCAAAGCCUAAAGUAGAGUGGAGGGACAGCGAUGGGAACAUCCUUCCUGCUGAGGAGCCACAGGUGUCACGCACAGGAGAGCGCUAUGACAUCACCCUCCUCACCACGGUGACCAGGACAAACAGCAGCCUCUUCCUCUGUGUAGCCACGCAGGAGGAGCUCAGCCACCGAGCUGCUGACGAGAUCUUUGUUCCAGACCAGCUGUUUGAGACGUGCGGUGGAGACAUCGUGCUCAUAGUUUCAUUUGUUUGUGGAAUUCUCUCUGUGGUCGUGCUGAUAGCUGUGUGUGUGUGUUUCCUCUACUUUACCGUCUAAUCGUCCAUAAAGGUGCGUUUGAAUGAUGGAUUAUAUCAACAUCUCUGUAAUCUGUCGACAUGACUGUACCGCGGAUAUUAAUUUUUGUUUUAUUUUCAUAUUCACAGCUUCUGUGUGUGUGCGCGUGUGUGUGUGUGUUUCUGAAAAUUGACAAUAAUGGUGAUGUUGCCUUAAAUCUGUCAGUCUGCCCCAGGGCAGCUGUGGCUACAACUGUAGCUGCCUCCACCGGUGUGUCAAUGUGAGAGUGAAUGAAUAGUGGUAUUGUAAAGCGCC
This is a messenger RNA of Haplochromis burtoni (Burton's mouthbrooder), 4696 nucleotides long. Its product is annotated as butyrophilin subfamily 2 member A1. The coding region runs from base 3611 to 4423 and encodes 270 amino acids. Lineage: Eukaryota; Metazoa; Chordata; Actinopteri; Cichliformes; Cichlidae. The transcript is spliced from 5 exons. The record is from RefSeq and is a predicted model, not a curated record.